UCUUAAGCACGCAUUCAACUGUAAGCAACAGAGUUAGAUAUACUGCAAGCUGUACUUCUGCUCAUGAGAAUGAAGAUACAUUACGCAGGAUGGUUAGACAGUCUUUGAAAAGCAAUUCAUACAGUGUGAUUUCCCAAACCAAGAUCGUCACCUUUGACAACAACAUGACCAACCUAACCAAUGCCAGUGCCUUCUACUGUCACUUUGAAGAACGUUUUAAAUAUAUUCUCCUUCCUGUCAGCUAUACCCUGGUCUUUGUAAUUGGCCUGGCACUGAACGCCACAGCGUUGUAUGUGAUUGUGUUUCGCACUAAGCGCUGGAGGCCGUCCACCAUCUACAUGUUUAACCUGACGAUGUGUGACACACUCUACAUCCUCACUCUGCCCUUCCUCAUCUAUUACUACGCAGAUCAGAACGACUGGCCCUUCAGCGAACCAUUCUGCAAGCUCAUACGCUUCCUGUUUUAUACCAACUUAUAUGGUUCCAUUCUGUUCUUGUGCUGUAUCAGCCUGCAUCGCUUUGUUGGAAUCUGCUAUCCAGUCCGCUCCCUCUAUUGGGUCAGCGCUCGUCGGGCCAGGCUGGUGUCUGUGGCAUUGUGGGCCUUUGUAUUAUUCUGCCAGUCACCUAUUCUCUACUUCUCAAGAAUUAGGGAUGUGGAAGGUGAGCGGAUCUGCUACGACACCACUAGCCCAGAGCUUUUUUAUGACUUCCUGGUGUACAGCUCCGCUGUGUCACUGCUAAUGUUUGCCUUGCCCUUCAUGGUGGUAAUGGUGUGCAAUGGCCUCAUGGUGCGGAAGCUUCUGGAGCCUGGCUGGGGGUCUGAAGGGGGUGAGAGGGGAGGCCUGUCAGCCCAACAUUCCAAGCAGAAGUCAGUGAAGAUGAUCAUCAUUGUGCUGGCGGCAUUCAUGCUCUGCUUCCUGCCUUUCCACGUCAACAGGAGUCUUUACUACUCUUUAAGAUACCUAAGGCAGGUUGAUCCAUCACAGAUCAGCUGCAAGUUGCUGGAGGGGUCCAGUGUGGCCUACAAGGUGACCCGACCUUUAGCCAGUGCCAACAGCUGCGUGGACCCCAUCCUUUACUUCCUGGCUGGGCAGGGUGCUCGCAGUAGCCUCACCAAGAAGAACAAGUCAUCAAAACCAACAAGUGUGAGCCAACACAUGACCACACAACUCUGAUCCAAUAUAACUAUUUUGGAAAAAUUGCAGAAAGCUAUGUGGAAAAGUGCACUACUUAUUGCCGGUUUCUUCUGGUAGAUGUGCCUCCCCACACUGACACCGACAGACACUGCAUUAAGAUUAACCAGUAGAAGUGCAUGUUCAGAUUUGACUGAAGGGUAUGAAGAAACAUCUAAAUUAUGUAGUGGGCAUUAAAAGCUGUUAAAUCAUUUCUACAGACCAUGUUAUGUUAUGUUUGAAAAGCUGUAAUGUAUGGACAGAACUACUACAGAACCAUAUGGAGCUCCACAUCUUGGUUUUUGUUGAUUCUACUGGAAAACUGCUGCACUUGAUGUUUGUAUGUUUGUAUAGGAAUAAGUUAAUUUUCCACAGCUCAUCUUUCUUCCUACAUAUCAGACAAAGAUGGAAAGACUUUUUAUGAAUAUGCUAGAGCAGUGCUUAUGUCUCACUUUGUGUUACAAAAUGUGAAGGAAUGCAACAAUAUUAAAAUAAAGGUUUCUAUAAAUGUAUAAAUGAUGAUAUAAUUGUUGUGGUGAGACAUUUGUUAUCAUUUGUCUCACUGCAUUUGUUUAAUGUCCUAAUUUGUAAGAUAUAAUUCUUGCAUAAUGGCUGUAGAAUGAGUCUUACUAUCACUUUGUGACACAUUUUCUUAGAAGAGCUGGUGUAUUACGUAUUUGUUGUCCUCAAUGUUAGUUCAUCGACUCUCUCUCUUAGUGUCUGAGCAGCUGAGCAGGGUAUUUGAAACCAAAGAAGUGAGUCGUCACAUCAGCCUGUUGGCUGUGAGUUUGGAAAGUAUUAUCUGUGACUUGUAGGAAGAGUGUCCUUAGUGGAUGUCAUUGUUUGCUACACUUGAUAUACAUAACAGCUGUCAUUUUCUCUAAUGAACAUCAACCACCGCUAGAGGGCGACACUGCCUAACAAACAAGACAGACCAUGAUGCUUUAGUUUGAACUACAUUUUGGACUUUUUCUAUUUUGCUACAUUUCCCUCACAAACCUACGCCUCAUUCACAGACAAAAGCACACAAACACAAAAAAGGCCAAAUUACUGUAUUUCACCAAGAAAAACAGCAAAAUAGACAUGUAUUUAAAAUACAUCUGUUUUUUUAUUUGAAAGAGUAAAAACGUCACACAGAAAAAUGUAAUAUUGUAAAUGCAUACAAAGCUGACGAGAUAAAUGUUUUUUUUUAUCCUUCCAGCAACACUUCAGCUUGAAAUCAAAAGAAAAUGUUUAACUGCUGACACCAAAACGUAUCUAGUCCUCCAGACAUGUAUUGCUUCUGCUAUAAUAAGAAAAUGAUGGGAUAAAAAAACUCUUACGAUUAUAGUAUACUCCUUAAAACUCCUGAGGAUGUAAACUGAAACCAACAGGGCUGUAUGACUUUGAGGCAUCUUAACCCCUAAUCCUCUGUAGCCACUGGGUGGUUUAUUUAAUUAAGCUGUUAAAAAAAUAAUAAUAAUAAUAAUAAUAAUAAUAAUAAUGUGCGUGUGUAUACGUGUGUGUUUAUGUGGAAGUAGUUCCUUAAAGUUAUGGAUAUUGUAUAACUUCUGGCUAUGUGUACUGUACAGUAUUGUGUGUAGGACUUUUUAAAAGUUCAUGUUUAAAACACU
Etheostoma spectabile (orangethroat darter) is the source of this 2785-nucleotide messenger RNA. It is a transcript of the gene p2ry2.1, whose product is annotated as purinergic receptor P2Y2, tandem duplicate 1. The coding region runs from base 90 to 1175 and encodes 361 amino acids. Gene Ontology annotation, biological process: G protein-coupled receptor signaling pathway. Gene Ontology annotation, cellular component: plasma membrane. The transcript has 5 exons. Gene Ontology annotation, molecular function: G protein-coupled UTP receptor activity; A1 adenosine receptor binding. The record is from RefSeq and is a predicted model, not a curated record. NCBI's taxonomy places the organism in Eukaryota, Metazoa, Chordata, Actinopteri, Perciformes, Percidae.